CUCUCUUCUCGCGUGCUCCCAAACCCUAGCCGCACCAAGACCCCGCCCCGCGCGACCGACCCAGCGGACGAACCCAUGGCCGCGGAGAACUACUGGAGGUACGCCGACGCGCGGCAGCAGCAGCAGGCCAUGGUGGCCGCCGCGGCGGCCGCGGCGGGGAUGGCGCCGGCUGCUACCGUGGCGCAGGCAACCGCCGCCGCCGCGGGCAUGCACCAGCACCAGCACCAGCACCAGCAGUCCGCCUUGGCGCAGCAGCAGCAGCAGCAACAGUCCGCCGCGCCCUCGCUCAAGCGCGCGCGCCCCGACUACGGCGAUGGACCUGGAGGACAAGAGAUGGCUGGAUAUUAUCCACGUGAAAAUGCGGGCUAUCUACUUAGAGACAAUGAAGCAAUUGGAGCAUCUUAUGACCGCUACUUACGCAAUGGGAUGUCUUCUGUCACCGCCAAUGAACCCAGUAGAGCAGCUGUUGGUGGGUUGGGUGGCGGUGCCAUGGUUGGUGGUGGAAUGGGUGGAUUUCCUGUUGAUGAUCGCCGUAUGAUGGGUGCCAUUGGUAUGGACAGAGGCAUGGGGUUCGGUGGUGCCAGGCCUGAGCCCCCUCUCCCACCAGACGCUUCCAACACUUUAUAUAUUGAAGGCCUGCCUGCAAACUGCACUCGUCGGGAGGUUUCACAUAUAUUCCGCCCUUUUGUAGGUUUUCGUGAAGUGAGGCUUGUCAACAAGGAGUCAAGACAUCCUGGUGGAGAUCCUCACGUCCUGUGUUUUGUUGAUUUUGAUAGCCCUGCCCAAGCUACAAUUGCACUUGAAGCUUUGCAAGGUUAUAAGUUUGACGAACACGAUCGUGAAUCAGCCCACUUAAGGCUGCAAUUCUCGCGCUUUCCCGGUCCGAGGUCAGCUGGCGGGCCUCGUGGUAGGCGUUAAGUCGUGCGGGUCAGAUGGUUGCCGAACCUACCGUUUAUACGAGCGAUCAAACCUCCGUGGCGUAACGCUUUGUGCUGAAUCUCCGCCGGUGGCUUAUAGGGUUCGUCAGCUCAUGUUGCGAAAGCGCGAAAUGGACGAUGCAAUAAUCUUGAUAUCCAGUAUCCAUUAGAUUAUCGUGUCGCAUGUUAGGAUUGGAACAUCGUAUUUAUUCCCCAAUACUGUAUCUGCCGUAGUAUCUUAAUUCUCUACUGUAUUUUGUUAUCUCGCGGCGUGGCCCAGACAAUUUCAGCUUGUUUUCAAUUGAAAUGUUAACUUUAUCAA
Molecule: messenger RNA, 1239 nt
Organism: Lolium rigidum
Lineage: Eukaryota; Viridiplantae; Streptophyta; Magnoliopsida; Poales; Poaceae
Product: nuclear speckle RNA-binding protein A-like
Exons: 6
Coding region: 76-918 (280 amino acids)
Molecular function (GO): mRNA binding
Source: RefSeq, a predicted model, not a curated record